Messenger RNA from Microplitis mediator, 882 nucleotides. RefSeq lists its product as uncharacterized. The record is from RefSeq and is a predicted model, not a curated record. NCBI's taxonomy places the organism in Eukaryota, Metazoa, Arthropoda, Insecta, Hymenoptera, Braconidae. Bases 1 to 882 code for a protein of 293 amino acids. The transcript has a single exon.
AUGGCUGCUGUUGUCUACUUAAAAGUUACUGACACUACUGGACGCUCCAACAUUUCGCUAGUGUGUGCCAAAACACAAGUUGCACCACUGAAACCAAUAUCUAUACCAAGAAUGGAACUCAAUGCCGCUGUAUCACUCGCUCAACUGGUACUCUACGUCAAGUAUGUCUUGAAACUUGAAAAUGUACCAAUUUUUUUGUGGACAGACUCCACUGGAUCCUUAACGUGGAUACGAAACAACCCAGCUAGAUGGAAAGUCUACAUUCGCAACAGAGUUACCAAGAUUCAAGAAUCGCUACCAAGUGUCAAUUGGGAUUUUGUCCCAGAAAAACUUAACCCAGCUGACUGCGCUUCAAGAGGUUUAACAGCAGCUAAACUAGAACAGCAUUCGCUAUGGUGGACGGGACCUAAGUGGCUCAGUCAAUCAAAAGAAAACUGGCCAUCUUUUGACAUCCCUUCGCAGACGGAAUCACAUCUUGAAGAACGUUCAGGUCUGGUUUUUACCAUCCACAAGGCAGAUUCACACCCGCUAUACACGCUACUGGAUAAAUUCUCUAAGUUGUCACCGUUACUUCAUACGCUUGGAAUCUGUCUACGUGCCAUCGCUAAAUUUAAAAAAGUGCCACAGUCCAUACUGGCCACACCACUUGCUACAGUUGACCUGGAACUCGCAAAGACUUUGCUGAUAAAGUAUACACAAAGUCAGUACUAUUCGCAAGAGCUGAAACUACUGAAAGAUGGUGAUUGUCUACAACGAAAUCAUUGUCUCGCUAAAUUGAUUCCCUACGUCGACUACAAUGGAGUACUCAGAGUCGGCGGUCGCUUAAAGAAUUCGCUACUGGAUGAUGAUCAGAAAAAUCCAGUUAUUUUACCAAGAUCAUGA